Molecule: messenger RNA, 3432 nt
Organism: Andrographis paniculata
Lineage: Eukaryota; Viridiplantae; Streptophyta; Magnoliopsida; Lamiales; Acanthaceae
Product: protein GRAVITROPIC IN THE LIGHT 1-like
Exons: 1
Coding region: 1983-3305 (440 amino acids)
Biological process (GO): negative gravitropism; response to red or far red light
Source: RefSeq, a predicted model, not a curated record
UCCACCUGCAAGAAUUAAAUUGGGCAUGAAUCGGAUGAACGAAUGUCAGGCAGCCAGCUAUCAGCAGAAAUCGAAUAAAAACGCAGAAGAGGGAAGAGUAAGAAGAGACCCCACCAUGGCUGUAUCCUUUUUUUUUGUUUUUUCUUUAUCUUUGUGGGUUUGAAAUUUGUUGGGCAUACACAUACAAUACACAACACAGCACUACACUUGUAAUCUCUAUAAAUAUUGUUGUAUAGUUCACAUCAAAGAAUAAAUGUGGAGAAGCUUUAUCGGGAUAUCAGGGAGAAAGAUUUCUUCCUGUAACAUCAUCAUCCCAUCUCUCUUUCUCUCUCUCGCCAAAAAUGUAAAUAUAUAUAUAUGCAUGUAUAUCAUCAAUAGAGAUACAUACAUGUAUAUAUAUAGAUAUAGUGUAUGUGUGAGAGAGAGAGAGAGAGAGAGAGCGGCGCCUGCAAAUUAAUUUAUGAGAGAGAAGACUGUGGUGUGCAGUUACUGUUACCAAGAAAUACAGGGAGGGACAGGAUUGGAGGAGUCGCGUCCAACCUCAUUUAAAGUUUUGUUUGUAUUCUGUAAGUUGCAAGAACUGUCUCUACUCUCUCCCACUGCUCUAAAUAAAUAUGUGCAGUAGUAAUUGCUCGCUACCCUUCUCUCUCUCUCUCUCUCUCUCUCUCUCUCCAUCUCUAUAUUUAUAUGUAUUUGACUCGAAGAAGAAGAUGAGAUAUGACUGUAGUGUGUAGUAAGUAAAUUGAAUCCAUUCUCCAUCAUUUGAGUGGUUGGGGUGAAGCAUGAAAAGGCAGCAAAAGAUUGGAAGCUUUUUUCAGCUUUAAUUGAAUUAAAUCUGUUCUGAUACAUACAUACAUACAUAUACAUAUCUCUUGCAGUCCCCAGGCAGAGAGAGAGAGAGAGAGAGAGAGAGAGAGGCAGGCUUCAACAUCCCACCUUGAAACCAUACAUACCUAAUUUCCAUUUUCGUUUUUUUCCCAGUCUUUUACAAAAAAGAGUUCAAAUAAUUGACAAACGGGCAUUUGCAUUUGUCAAGAAUGCCAGAGAACAGUCCGACAGUUGUAGACAACUCAUCUUAUAAUCUCCAUCUAUGUAUGUAUGUAUCUUCUUAAGAAUUUCCAGAAUUGGGUUCUAACUCAUCAGAGAGAGAGAGAGAGAUAGCACAUUAAAAAGAACAGUGGUUCUCGUCCUCUGUUGUAAUGAAGCUGCAGGGAGACGACACGUCUGAUUGCAGAUGCAAAAAUCAAGAAAUUAAUAUUCUUGUUUCAUUACUUGUCAUCUUCUCGUUCUUUAAUGAUUCUUGGCAGGUUAUAUGACACAGAACAGAGGCAGAGCUUUUAAUUUAAAUGCAAUGCAAAUCAAUGUAGAGAUAUAUCUCCUUGUUCUUCAUCGUUCUUUUACUUUCUUUCUGAGUUUUGUCUAUGCAGCAGCAAUUAUGGCGAUUUGCCCUCUGCAAUCUUUUUGCCUAAUUCAUCAUUCGUUGGUUUAUUGUAGUACUAAUACACAUACGGCUUCUUCUCAUCAUCGUAUCUACCUCGUAGGGUCUCUCUUGCCUGUCGGGAUAUUCUAGCCCCCCAUGAUUCGUCUACCUUUACCUAAUUUUCAUGUGCCCGCUAAUUAUUUUUCUUGUGGGACUUAAAUUUUUUGUCGAUCCAAAUCAUAUUUUAUGCACUCGUAAUUCUAUUUCCCAAUAAUAUGAAAUAAAAAUUACAUCUUGAUUAGUAAAGUGGAACUUUUUUUAUUUUUUUGAGUGAAAAGCACAAAAGCCCACAAUUAAUAAUAAUAAUGCCUAAUCAAUUUUGGCGUUUUUGGUAUUUUGUUGCUCGAGAAAGGGAGAAAGGGAGAAAGGGACGUUAGUGUGGCUACAUUCCUUCCUUCUAAGUCAUCCAAAGUACUCAUAGCAGAGAAUGAUUUCGAUUUAGGGUUUUCUUGCAGUGGAAUUGUUUGUCUGAAUCUUGGAUUGAGUUUAAUUUUUGGGAGUGAUGGUGGAAAUCGACUGCGGCCAAGGGUCGAAACCGCCGCCGCAAAUCUCUGAUAUGUUUCAGAGAUUCGCUUUGGCUUUUAAGACCAAAACCUAUGAUCUCUUCGCCGAGGAUACUCCGGUGGAUGGAGACGGCGAUGUCUUGGCCCUUCUUGAUUCGGCGGAGGAAUUUAUUCCCGAUCAGAAGGUCGUCGUCAUCAAACCUGACCAUUCCGGCGACGAUAACUUGCUCCGGCGCGUGGUGGUUCCUUCUCUCUUCGCCACCGUCUCCGCCUUCGAAGCGUCGUAUCUGCAACUCCAAGCAGCGCACGUCCCGCGAAUUGACCAAAAUGCCCUCAAACAGGCCGACGAGUCACUUGUCUCGAUUCUCCAGAAACUCGCCGAGUUAAAGAGCUUCUACAACCGGCCCGGCUCGAACCGCCGCCGGUCCGACUUUCCGGCGACUUCGUACCUCGAAUUCCAAGUACAGGAAAAUCAAAGCAAGCUCAGAGCUCUGGAGACGAUAGCAAACUCCUUACAGUCUCAGAUCGACGCCAAAGACGAAGAAUUAAACGCCCGCCGCAAGGAAUUGGAUCAAAUUAAGGCUUCCUACACCGAAUUGUCCCGACGCGCCGCCGCUCCGACAGUGGUGGAGCAGCGUUUCCUUACAAUCGGAGUUUUCUCUGCGAUGGUCGGAGACGCCGUUAAAUCGCUCCGUUGCUUCACAAAGCUCCUAAUCGAUCUGAUGCACAAAGCCGGUUGGGAUUUGGAAAACGUAUCGAAUUACAUUCAUCCAGAUAUUAAUUACGCCAAAAACGGCCAUUGUCGGUACGCCUAUCUCUCUUACGUUUGUAUGCGAAUGUUUCAAAAUUUCGACAAGAAAGAUUUCGGAUUGUCCGACGCCCAAACGGCCGUCGACAGCUAUUGGCAGCAGUUAGUCGAUCAUAUCUCAAAGGAUCCGAAUUCCAAUCCAAAUAAGUCGUUCUUGCAAUUCUGCCAGAGGAAGUACGAGGUUCUUAUCCAUCCAACAAUGGAGUCAUCAAUUUUCAGCAAUUUGGACAGGAAGGAUAAGGUGCUGGAGUCAUGGAAAUCGUUGUCCGUGUUCUUCGAGUCCUUUGUUCGAAUGGCGAGCUCUGUGUGGGUUCUCCACAAGCUGUCCAAUUCUUUCGACCCGGCUGUCGAGAUCUUUGUGGUGGCGAAAGGGUCGUCGUUUUCGACGGUGUAUACGGAGGAUGUGUCGACGAAAUCGAAUGUUGGAAAGGGAACAAGUGUUGGAUUCACGGUGGUUCCGGGGUUCAAAUUUGGGGGAACUGUGAUUCAAUCGCAGGUUUAUUUUUGUGUCUGAAUGAGUGUUCAUAUUACAAACUCUGUUUCCUUUUUUUUUUGCAAUGAAUGAUACUUGUAAAAUGAAGAAGAUUGUGUCUACUUAUAACAAUAAUGUGAUGGAACAAAAUCGAUUUUUAUUGUGUUUU